ACUGCGUAAUCCAGUAAGUGACCCAAGUACUCUCUGUCUGUAUAUAAAACUGAUGUCAAUCUAGUAUACUUCCCGAGUACCCCGCCACCACUAUCCCGUGGGUCCUACGGCUGUAGCAAUAUAUCUCUCCCAUACUUUACCCUAGAACGGACGGUCUGUUCCCAUACCUUUUGUGCUACUAGUGUUGAUCCUCCCCGUUAAAUGUAGUAUAUGUUCAUGUGUUCUCCAAUGCAUACUUCGUCGUUCCCUCGAUGUGCCUUGUGCAUACGUCCUCUAUCUCUCGUGUCGGCUCCCCUCUUCGCCAGCUUCCCUCUUCGCCAAGGCUGCGUAGAUGGAGGGGGACUAUGGAGAAUGUUUCACCUGACUACAGAGAAGACCCGUCAUAUGUGUUGCGUGCUCCUCGUAAGCUAUACUGCCGUCGUAUGUUCGUAUAUAGCCUCUCUUGUAACCUGCUGCUCUAUCGCGUUCUCGCAUUGUCCCUCUUCUCGUCGUUAUGCAUCAUGAAUUUCUGAGUCUUUCGUACUGCUUACUGCGUAGAAUCGUC
Schizophyllum commune H4-8 is the source of this 544-nucleotide messenger RNA. RefSeq lists its product as uncharacterized. Lineage: Eukaryota; Fungi; Basidiomycota; Agaricomycetes; Agaricales; Schizophyllaceae. The transcript has a single exon. The coding region runs from base 211 to 504 and encodes 97 amino acids. The record is from RefSeq and is a predicted model, not a curated record.